This is a messenger RNA of Entamoeba invadens IP1, 1041 nucleotides long. RefSeq lists its product as hypothetical. The transcript has a single exon. The record is from RefSeq and is a predicted model, not a curated record. Lineage: Eukaryota; Evosea; Mastigamoebida; Endamoebidae. Bases 1 to 1041 code for a protein of 346 amino acids.
AUGUCUCGAUUGGACAGUUAUAGCUUGAUGAUUGUUUCAAAGUAUUUUACUUCGAUCGAGGACUACAUCAACGUGGAGUUUGUGUGCAAAAAGUUCCAAAACAACACAGAGAAGUUCCAUUUUAACCCGAUUUCGAUCUCGACGAAGACACGGAAGUUCUUCCCCCACCUCGAGACACAGCACCUCUACUCCAACAACGACUUCAAAAUUUCUUCAAAGCGGAUUAUCAAGUUUGUUUUGUGGAACAUCGUCGAUUACAAGACUUUUCUCAAAGAAAAUGGCCAAGGCAAUGUCUGUCGCAAUGUGAUGUAUACCAAAAACGACCGAGAGAGGUUCGGCGUUGACGUCCCAACGGGUGUGAACCAGCUUGGGUGUAACUGUUUUCGUGCGAGCCGAAUCCCCUCGUUAAGUCUUCCAAAGACAGUAACGGCCAUUGGAGAUUUCUGUUUUAACGGAUGCAAACGCCUUUCAAAGGUCUCAUUUCCUCCUGUAAUUCGAGUGAUAGGGGAUUCGGCGUUUCAAGACGACAUCAUGCUUGAGAGCAUUGAACUUCCACACAAUGUGAAAACACUAGGGAAGUGGUGUUUUGCGGGGUGUACCUCAUUAAGUAGUUUUGUUGUCGAAUCACCGAGUUUGUCUGAGAUCAACGAAGCCACUUUUGCGUUCUGUGCAAAACUCAGGCAUGUUGUCUUGAGUGAUCAAAUUACACGAAUAGGCAGAAAGGCAUUUUCAAGUUGUGUUGCAUUAAAGGAACUGACCCUUCCGACAUCUUUGAUUGAAAUUGGCGAAAAUGCGUUUGAGUACUGUGGAAUCGUUGACUUACACUUCCCUGCCAACUUGAAGAGGGUGAAAGCCUCUGCGUUUCUUUCGUGUGAAUUUCUUGAAGAGGUGACCGUCAACGCGAAGAUCGAAAACGUCGAUUUGCUGUGCUUUGGAUUUUGCAUGAAUUUGAAGACGUUGAAGGUGCCAAAAGCCGCGAAAAGGUUUGUGGACAUUUUUAUUCAAGGACUCAACAGUGUCAAGGCGGUUGAGAUGGAGUGA